Messenger RNA from Polistes dominula (European paper wasp), 532 nucleotides. Its product is annotated as selenoprotein M. Gene Ontology annotation, cellular component: endoplasmic reticulum lumen. NCBI's taxonomy places the organism in Eukaryota, Metazoa, Arthropoda, Insecta, Hymenoptera, Vespidae. Gene Ontology annotation, molecular function: oxidoreductase activity. The record is from RefSeq and is a predicted model, not a curated record.
CCGUUUUCUUUGCAUUCUAAAAAUAAACAUGGCACCUUCCACUGUCACUUUUAUUUCCCUAUUACUCUUUGUUGUUACUUUAGCUGCAGUCUCAGCUGAAACUAAGAAAUAUGCAUUUGCGAAAAUCAAGAGUUGUAGUGGAUGUUCCUUGAACCGGCUUCCGGAUGUCAAACAAUUUAUUUUCCAGGAUGUACCACAAUACAAAAAUGUUGAAUUCAAACAUAUUCAAGGUGCAAAUCCAGAACUUAUUCUUUAUGAUGAAAACGAGGAGGAAAUGGAGAGAUUAAAUUUAUCAAGCCUCACACGUCAAGAGUGUAACGAUUUACUUGUAUCUAAAGGUUUCACAAAGUCUACUCCUCAAAAAGAUGAAAUCUAAGGCUUUCUAAUUAGACAUACAUCAAGGAAAUCGAUAUAUCAAUUUGAGUUGCGUUUGUAAUUAAAUGCGAUUAGGAAGCUUCUUACAUAUUUUGUUUAAGUUCAACUAUAAACAAAAUAUUUGAAAUAUUCUUCUUCAAUUAUACAUUGAAUAAAU